Messenger RNA from Juglans microcarpa x Juglans regia, 993 nucleotides. Its product is annotated as probable disease resistance protein At5g45490. The record is from RefSeq and is a predicted model, not a curated record. Gene Ontology annotation, molecular function: ADP binding. NCBI's taxonomy places the organism in Eukaryota, Viridiplantae, Streptophyta, Magnoliopsida, Fagales, Juglandaceae. Gene Ontology annotation, biological process: defense response to other organism. The transcript is spliced from 2 exons. Bases 1 to 993 code for a protein of 330 amino acids.
AUGGGUUCGGAGAAGAAUCAGGAGACUCCUAAAGUGAGCAAUGCAGAGUCCUCAGAGAAGACGAAGGGUCCAGAUCAAGUGGCUCCUGAUCAUUCACAGCAUAACGGCCAGGGAGAAAUCUCAACCCCGUCCGGCCUAAAGGUUCAUGGGUUCGAAAAUGAAAUGAUUUCACUGGAAAAACUGCUUAAACGACGACAAAGUGAGGAUGAAUUCAAGUCUUGUUUCCUUGGCUGUUGUUGUCGUGUCGUUAGGAUUAGUUUCAAUUCUAUCUCCAAUAAGAACUCACAGGAAGCAGUUGUUAAAAGAAUGUUGGAGUGUCUUGGAGUUGACAAAGAGAUCAUUCAAAGCAUAUGCGUGGAUAAUGGACGCCCCCUCGAUAAUAAGGAACGCCUCAAUGCUUUACUCUAUGCUCUGCAUCUCCAACUAAAUGGUAAGAAGUAUCUCAUCGUACUUGAUGAUGUUUGGGAAAAGGAUGAAUGGUACCGAGAUUUGAGUGUUGCAAUAAAUUGUAGCUAUGAUUGGAAUGAAUGUCUUGCAUAUGGAUUGCCAAAAGGAAACGGGGGAACGGUGAUUGUCAUGAGAAAGAAUAAGGAGGUAGCGAAGAUGAUGGUCGGGAAGGAAGAAAACAUACAUGACCUUCUGCCCUUUUGGAACCAAGAGAGUUGUUGGUCAAUAUUCACAGACACGGUCGAGAGAGAGAAACAUGUGUUGAACUUAAAGGGUCAAGAAGAUUUAGAAAAAGCAAAGAAGGAUCUUUUCAAAAAGUGUGGUGGCCUUCCACUCGCAGCAAAGAUGAUGGGGAAAACUAUGGCGGAAAAGUUGAAAGAUGAACCCCAAGUUUCUGUUGUCGAAAGAAUUGAGACUGACGUUGAUAAAGCGUCCGGAGAAGGCACAGAUCAUGUUGGUGAUCUCCAAAGAAGAGAGGCCCACAACGACGGAGCAUCCAAAAAAAGCCAAGAUGUUGGUUGUGUCGAACCAAAAAAUGGAGGUUAA